Molecule: messenger RNA, 285 nt
Organism: Staurois parvus
Lineage: Eukaryota; Metazoa; Chordata; Amphibia; Anura; Ranidae
Source: the annotation of a GenBank genome assembly
CCUGCAGUCAGUCUGGUCAUUCUCUGGUCAUUCCCUGCACUGUCUGCAGUCUCUGGUCAUCCCCUGCACUGUCUGCAGUCUCUGGUCAUUCCCUGCACUGUCCGCAGUCUCUGCAUCCCCUGCUCUGUCCGCAGUCUCUGGUCAUCCCCACUGUGUCCGCACUGUGUCAUCCCCUGUACUGUGUCCGCAGUCUUGGUCAUCCCCUGCACUGUGUCCGCAGUCUUUGGUCACUGUGUCCGCUCUGGUCAUCUCCUGUACUAUGUCCGCAGUCUUGGUCAUCCCCUG